Messenger RNA from Solanum stenotomum, 1074 nucleotides. RefSeq names its product GDSL esterase/lipase EXL3-like. The transcript is spliced from 5 exons. The record is from RefSeq and is a predicted model, not a curated record. Gene Ontology annotation, cellular component: extracellular region. Gene Ontology annotation, molecular function: hydrolase activity, acting on ester bonds. NCBI's taxonomy places the organism in Eukaryota, Viridiplantae, Streptophyta, Magnoliopsida, Solanales, Solanaceae. Bases 1 to 1074 code for a protein of 357 amino acids.
AUGGUGCAUAAGAUCAUGGUUAUGUUAUACUACUUUGUUUAUUUUGUGUUGAUGUUUACUAUAAGGUCAUGUAAAGGGAAAGUGCAAUUACCAAAACACUUUGUUGUAAAAGCAAUAUUUGCAUUUGGAGAUUCAAUUGUUGAUCAAGGAAAUAAUAACUAUAUAUCAACUAUGGCAGAGUGUAAUUUUCUACCUUAUGGUAAAGACUUUAACGGUGGAAUUCCAACCGGAAGAUUCACCAACGGCAAGACGCCACCGGACUUGCUAGUUGAAGAAUUGGGGAUAAAAGAGCUUCUGCCAGCUUAUUUAGAUUCAAAUUUAAAAAGUGAAGAUUUUAAAACUGGAGUAAGCUUUGCAUCUGGAGGUUGUGGAUUUGAUCCUCUAACAUCUAUCAUCGCGUCAGCUUUAUCUUUAUCAACACAAUUAAAUCAGUUCAAAGAAUAUAUUGGGAAGCUAGAAGGGCUAGUUGGAGAAGAAGAAGCCAACUAUAUUUUAAAAAAUAGCCUAUUUUUGGUGGUUGCUGGAAGUGAUGAUCUUGCAAAUACAUAUUUCACUCUUGGAGGUCGAUUGAAGCAUGAUAUUAACUCAUAUACUGAUCUUAUGGUGGUCAAAGCUACUGAAUUUCUCCAAGAAUUAUAUAACUUGGGGGCAAGAAAAAUUGGGAUAUUUGGAAUUCCUCCAAUAGGAUGUUUGCCAUCACAAAGAACAUUAGCUGGUGGGCUACAUAGAGUGUGUUCUGAAGAAUACAAUGAAGCAGCCCAAAUGGCCAACACAAAAUUCUCUACUGAAAUUGAUUCAUUAUCCAAGAAGUUGGUCCAGUCCAAGCUUGUGUUCAUUGAUAUCUAUAAUACUUUUCUUGAUCUUAUUGUCAACCCUAAAAAACAUGGAUUUGAAGAAGUAGAGAAAGGGUGUUGUGGCACUGGAACAAUAGAGGCGAUAAUAUUAUGCAAUGAAUUUAGUGGAAUAUGUGAAGAUGAUACAAAAUAUUUGUUUUGGGAUAGUUAUCAUCCAACUGAAAAAGGUUAUAAAAUUCUUGUUGAUGAGAUCUUAAAAAAAUAUAUCAACUAUUUCUAG